Molecule: messenger RNA, 533 nt
Organism: Glossina fuscipes
Lineage: Eukaryota; Metazoa; Arthropoda; Insecta; Diptera; Glossinidae
Gene: mRpL41
Product: 39S ribosomal protein L41, mitochondrial
Exons: 1
Coding region: 16-516 (166 amino acids)
Biological process (GO): translation
Cellular component (GO): mitochondrial large ribosomal subunit
Molecular function (GO): structural constituent of ribosome
Source: RefSeq, a predicted model, not a curated record
AACUUUUUGUAAAUAAUGCAAAACUCAAAAAAACUAUUGCCAGUCACAUUGUAUUUACAACAACGUUUGGUUUAUACUAGCUCUCCAUUGCAAGGAAAAAGAAACUUUCGUAAAUUUCUAACAUACAACAAACGCGGCACAAGAGUAGUGAAGGAAGCUCAGCGUACGCAAUUAAAUCCUCCUGUAGCUGUACAUAAAAGAGGUGUGCGUGAUACCGGUGUCCUUAUAAAUGGAAAAUAUGUCGAAAUACCUGAGAAGAUACCCGAGCUGGUGGUACCCAAUUUAGAAAAUUGCAAGUUAAAACCCUAUGUUUCUUAUAAAGCGGCAGAUGUAGUACAAUCGGAAUUCACAAGUUUAGACUUAUUUAACGCUGUCUAUGCUGAAAAAGUUUUAGAGGAUUUUAGAAAUGGAAAGCUAAAGGAUGGCGGAAGUUCCCAAGAGCCUUCAGAAAAUGAAUUGUUAACACCAGAAGAAGCUUUGUUGAGAGCGCGUAAAACCGGUUCAGAUAUAUUUUAGCUUUAAAACACAUUAAA